Molecule: messenger RNA, 3275 nt
Organism: Neoarius graeffei (lesser salmon catfish)
Lineage: Eukaryota; Metazoa; Chordata; Actinopteri; Siluriformes; Ariidae
Gene: lgalsla
Product: lectin, galactoside-binding-like a
Exons: 5
Coding region: 607-1125 (172 amino acids)
Molecular function (GO): carbohydrate binding
Source: RefSeq, a predicted model, not a curated record
UCAGCACGGCACGGCUCGGCUCAGCCGCGUUUGUAGUGGAAAAGCGGCAAUAGGUUCUGAACAUGUGUAUUCCAGGUGGUAAUUACAUAUGGGACAGAGACACAAUCAGCUAAAAAUAAGGAGCGAAUUUUUUUGUUGUUUUUACGAGAUGCUGGCAGAAAACAUAAUUUCCCUAUGGGUGUGUCCACUGGAUCAGGCAAAGGAGCCACAGUGGAAGGUGGAGUGGUGUAAGUGAAGGCAUGCUUUCCAGCCUUUAUUUACAUGUGCCUCAUUGUCAUUGAAGCAGAAAUGUCGUUACAGGAAAGGCACGAUUCCAAAUAGCCGCCCUUUAAAUAUCUAGUGCACUAUAUGGUGCCAUUUCCCACUCUGUGUAGUGUACUAAUAUAGUGCAUAAGUAGCCGUUUGGGAUUCAACCGCUACGUCAACGCCAACAUUCCUAAUCCCCGCCCAAGCGCUGUCACGUGUUUCAGCUGGGAGUAUAUGAUUGGACGGUUUUCUCAACUCGCUCGCUCGUGCUGUGGAAAUGCCUUCAAACUCUUCGACAGUCACGUGAUCAUGCCGUGCGCGUGCUCCAGCCGCUGUCAGAGAGAUUCCAGCAGUGUGUAAAUGUUUCCCAAGAUGGCGGACCUGAAAGCGCCGGAGGAGCUGAGGUCAGGAACCCCUAACAGGAAGCUGAACAGCUCUUUUGGAGAACCUGCAUUUGGUUCCCCCAGGAAAGAUGAGCUCCUGGCAGUGCCAUUUUGUGGAAGUAUUCGAGGUGGGAUGCGACCUGGGAAGAAAAUCACCAUCAUGGGUAUCGUGGAUCCAGAACCGGAUGGUUUUGACAUCAGCCUGACGUGUGGGUGUGACGACGUGGCCCUGGAGAUCAGCGCGAGGUUUGAGGAUCGUCAGUUGCUGAGGAACGCACACGUGUCUGGCUCGUGGGGGGAGGAGGAGACGGCCAUCGCCUUCUUUCCGUUCCUCGCAGGACAGCCGUUCAGGAUGGAGAUUCAUUGCGAGCACCAGAGGUUCCGCAUGUUUGUGGAUGGUCAGCCGCUGUUCGAUUUCUAUCACCGCGUCCACUCACUAAUGUCCAUCGACACCAUCCAGAUCAACGGCAGCCUGAGCAUCACCAAACUGAACUGAGCUGGAGACGAUCAGCCGGACUCUGUGCGUCUCUGACGCGGAGUCAAACUGCACCUCUGCUUUAUAAGAACGUUUCUGCAAACAGAAAUGGAGUGUAAAGAGACCGUUUUCAGUCUUAAUGCCACAUGAAAGGACUGGAAUUUUCAGUGUCGGUUCAUCGUUUGAACUUUCGAAGUUGCAGCUGUUAAUAUGAAUCGCUUGCACAUGCCAGCACGGGUAACUGUAAUUAAUCUAGCUUUUUAUGUCUGUUUUUUAAUAAAUAUAUUUUAGAAUACUUACUGCUCAUGACUGAUACUGAUGAGAAUAGGAUGUGGGUGUUGGCAUGGUGGAGAAAACUUUGGUUCUGGGUAUUUACACUACGUUCAGACUGCAACCUGAAACGACCCAUAUCCGAUUUGUUGUGAAAUCCGAUUUUUUUGUUAGGCCGUUCACAUUACCAAUUAUAUGAGACUUGUAUGCGAUCUCCAAUAUGAACGGAAAACGACCCAAAAGUGUCCCGCAUGCGCAAAUUGACACGUAAUAAGCACAUCUACGUAAUACCUAAACCAAAAAAAAAGCGCACUCUUCAAAUUUGCAAGUAAAGCAUGGAGAUGAGGCGAGACCUGGUGAUGUGGUUUUUGUGGCGGCGGCGGAACUCGCACAAUAAUCUGAUUAAUGUGGGCAGCAGACUAAUGAGACCAAAGGUGUCAAAUUACUGGAAAUUUCCAGAACAAUCUUAUACUCUUGUAAUACAGGAUGGUUUAACAUCCAGGUCCCUACCAAAUCCACCAUUAGCUUGAUCAAUUCUAUAAAAGUCUAUUUAAAUUCUGAAAACUCUACAAAUGUUGUUGUUUUCCACCAAAGAGGCGGGAUUAGCCAACGCAGAAUAGUGACGUUUGUCUCUUGUUGAUGACGUGUAGGUCGCAUGAAUGCGACCUGUCCGGUCAGACUGCAGUCGCAUGUGAAAAUAACGGAUAUGCAUCGGAAUUAGGACCACAUAUCCAAGCGGCCUGGGUCGCAUGUGAAAAAAUCGGAUCUGUGUCGUUCAGAUUGUCAAUAACAAAUCAGAUACAGGUCGCAUAUGGGCAAAAAAAUCGGAUAUGGGUCGUUUCAGGGUGCAGUCUGAACGUAGUCUUCAUGUAUCGUUCUCUGGACGACUCUUAACUCACCGCUAACAUAAUGUCGUAAAGCCCAUGGAUGUGCUUGUGGAAUUUAGCAUCGUCAUGGCUACAAUGAAACAAAAGCUCUUUCUAAAGCGAAUAUUUCUUUAAGCUUGACCGAAGGAUUAAGAUCAGUGCUGUUGUGUUGAACUACAGUACACCAGCAGGGGGCGCAGUUUGUAACAUUUACAAAAGGCCAGUUGCAAUGGGAGCAAAGCAUUGAUGGGGUUUUUUUUUUCCGCUAUUUUGGCAUUAGUUCACCCUAUCCUCUUUGUUAAAAAAGUAAAUAUUCCUUGUGUAUGUUUUUUUUUAAGGAAAAUGGGUGGGGCUGAGCUCAUUUCUGGUCCAGAAAAGUGUCAAGAAAACCCUGAAACGAAGAAACACUAGCAAAUAGCACUGCAUGGUAAUAUGUGGCAACACGCACGCGUUUUUUUUUUUUUUUUUUUUUUUCUAAAGUGCCUUUAAAGAUUUACGGCUGUUUCAAUGUCACAAACUGCACCUUUAAAAGAGUAAUUUGUCCAGAACUAAAAUCGACACCAGUUUUAUUCCUUUACCCUAAAUGUAGUUGAUCAGCCAAGGCGUGUUUAGGACUAGAAUUUUUUUUUUUUUAAUUUGCACUCAAGCUAUGAGGCUAAUGUUGAUUUAAGUAUGGUCACCGGUUUAUCAUCAUAAACAAAGUUGCACAUGGCCGCUUUAAAACAGUCUGCUUAGUGUCUUAAACGUCUGUUCUGAUGGGCAGGUCAGUGAAUCUUAACGGUGAUGAAACAGUGAGCCUGAAAUCAAUACUACAGGUUUAUAGUAAUGUGAGUAGAAGCUCAGGAACGCAGCAGAGACUGAUUAUAAAGUGUAACGAAGACAUUCCAAAUACAGAGAAGUGUAUAUGAGGAAAAUAUUGAUCAAAUGAAGGCAUUUCAUUGUAAAGCAUUUUGGUUUUUUUUUUUUUCUUAAAAUACUUCUGUUGUAAUUUUUGUUUAUUUCAUAAUCACUAAUAAAUUAAAACCUUUUCAUCAA